GAGGGGAGCCGCCAGCGUGAGGCCAGUACGUGCCCCAGGGAUCCCUCUCCCACAGGGGCAGGCGCGUCACUCCCAGCCGGGUCACUGCUCCCCUCGCCUGUGUCCCACGGCUGCGCACGGAUCCCCCCUGGCUGGAGGCGGUUGUGCGGCUGCGUGUCACUGCGCCGCUUCCAUAUUAAGUAGUUCCCCCGCUCUCCCUUUAGCCGGGAUCCCUGACAUACGCACCGGGACCAGCGCCGCCAUGCCUGGGAUGAUGGAAAAGGGCACUGAGUUCCUAGGCAAGAACCGAGCCAAGAGCCCGCUCAGUGCCUCCAAUGGCCACUGCUCUGAGGAAAGCGGCGGCAGCGACGACGACGAGCACGGUGAUGUGGGAAUGCGGGUGGGAGCGGAUUUCCAGGCCCGGAUCCCGGAAUUCGAUCCCGGUGCAACCAAGUACACUGAUAAAGACAGCGGUGGGAUGUUGGUGUGGUCACCGCAUCAUAAUAUAGCAGAUCUUAAAUUGGAUGAGUAUAUUGCUAUAGCAAAGGAGAAACAUGGCUACAAUGUAGAACAGGCUUUAGGCAUGCUGUUCUGGCACAAACACAACAUCGAGAAGUCCCUGGCCGACUUACCCAACUUUACCCCGUUUCCCGAUGAAUGGACAGUUGAAGACAAAGUUCUCUUUGAACAAGCUUUUAGCUUCCAUGGGAAGAGUUUUCAUAGAAUUCAACAAAUGCUUCCAGAUAAGUCGAUUGCAAGCCUAGUGAAGUAUUACUAUUCCUGGAAGAAAACGCGGUCACGGACAAGUCUGAUGGACAGGCAAGCUCGGAAGUUAGCCAGCAAAACCAAUCCGGGACAAAGUGACGAGGAGGUGGAGGAGGCAAAUCCAAAGGACGGGAAUGAUAGUGAUUAUGACCCUAAAAAAGAAGCAAAAAAGGAGCACAUGUCAGACUUUGGCACUUUCCUUUGCAACCCUAUGGAGAACAAUGGCCGAUGCGUUAAAGUGACAAGUUCAGAAUCCUGCAUCCAACCCGUCAAGGUUGCUCUUGGCAGAAGAGAAUACCAGAGCUUACAGCACCGACACCAUUCACAACGCUCUAAGUGCCGCCCCCCGAAAGGCAUGUACAUAUCCAAGGAAGAUGUGGUAGCAGUAUCUUGUAGUCCCAAUGCAGCAAAUACCAUUCUCCGACAGCUGGACAUGGAGCUGAUAUCAUUAAAGCGACAGGUCCAGAACGCUAAGCAGAUAAACAGUGCCCUUAAACAGAAGCUGGAAGGCGGAAUAGAAGAAUUCAGACCACCUGAGUCAAAUCAGAAAGUAAAUGCGCGAUGGACCACAGAAGAGCAGCUGCUUGCUGUACAAGGUGUCCGCAAAUAUGGUAAAGAUUUUCAAGCUAUUGCAGAUGUAAUUGGCAACAAGACUGUUGGUCAAGUGAAGAACUUCUUUGUAAACUACAGGCGUCGGUUUAACUUAGAGGAGGUAUUGCAGGAAUGGGAAGCAGAACAAGGAACCCAGGCCUCUAAUGGUGAUGCUUCUGCUUUAGGGGAUGACACAAAAAACACUUCUCAUGUGCCAUCAGGAAAAAGCACUGAUGAAGAAGAGGAGACGCCGCCCAACCAGACAGCUCCACACACAGACCGGUCAUCCCCAACGCGAUCCUCUGUGCCAGCACUGGCAACUUCUGUUUCGACAGUAAAUCAACCUCCACCUCUCCUCCGCCCAACACUACCGGCUGCUCCAGCUCUCCACCGGCAACCACCGCCACUUCAACAGCAGGCUCGAUUUGUUCAGCCAAGGCCCACUCUUAACCAGCCACCUCCCCCAUUAAUCCGCCCAGCUAACUCUAUGCCUCCUCGUUUAAAUCCAAGACCUAUAGUGACCACAAGCACUAGUCAACAGCCACCAUCUUUAAUUGGGAUACAGACUGAACCACAACCCAUGCAUUAAAAUUAUAGGGCAAAACCCAGUUCUUUUGAUUGACCAUAAUGUAAGUUUAAAGAAGAAACAUCCGUAAUUACAAGACACUUAUCAUAAAGCUCUUCAUAUUUAGACAGAUUUAAACAAUUUUUUGUAUCUUUUCUGUAUUGUACAUUGCUAAAAAUGUAAAGUUAUAUGCAGUCCACAUAUCCUGUAAACCAAAGUAUUUUUGUUUUCUUUCUAAUGAUAUCCAUUUAUUGUAUUUGUUGAAGGUUUUUCAUUAUAUUUAAAAGCACUUAAUACACUGACGGCAUUUACUCUUAAUAAAACCCCCAGGCGAUUUCCCAGUUUUAUUUGUGAUAGAUUUUUGUAUAUUGUAUUUAUGCAUUUUUUAUAAGUUAAAUGAGGAACUUUUUUGGCUUAACCUAGUGUUGUUGAAACUUUUUUUUAAUCAGCCAUCAGAAAUAAUGACAAUUGUUACAACAUUAUUCUCAGUAUUUUAUUUUUGUAUGCCUCUUUACAAAUAUUGUAUAUGUGAAAGAUUGUAAUAUCCGUGUUGUGUUUCUCUUUAUGUACUUAUCUAUGUUCCGAUCUAGAGAGGUUUCCGAACUAAAGAACUCAGUAUCCUUUUCUGUUUCUGUGGAAAAGUUUUCUAGUCCCCGCCCCCUUAUUUCUGUAACCAUGGAUUUUGCUCUCACGGACUGGAAUGGGGCGAUUACUAGAUAUUCAGGAAGUACGACAGUGAUUUAUUUUGUAUAUAAUGUAGGUGUUUGUAUGUUUACAGCCCCGAUAUAUUUGAAAUAUUUACUGUACUCUGAGGCCGAUUUAUCAAAAUCUAACUUUCAAGUUUUAUUAAAAACUUUCCAAAAAUUUCCAAAGCUCUGUUGCAUAAAAACUCCAAUGCAGUUUUUGAGUUUUUUUGCACAAUGGGAUGGCUACUGCCUGGUGCUAAUGACUAAGCCACAAAUACCCCCGAGUGAGGUCAAUCUAGAACAUGUGAGUCACCUUCCACAAUCUGAUCUGGUCCCUAGCGAAUAAUGUUCUAGUUCUGUACAGAUCUGUCUUAGGGUUUGGGGGGGGGUCUCUCCCUACUAUACCUGCAAUUCUUGAGGUAUAAAUCUUCAGAAAAGUGAAUUUAAAUUUAUGAAAAAUUGCCAUGUUAUGUCAAUGUUAUGAAUUUGCCACAAAAAAAAACGUAAAUUGCAGUGAAAAGUCGAGGUUAAAUGUUGCUAAAUCUGCCCCUUAAGAUUACGCCUUCCAAAAAGUAGCACAAUUGGGUUGUACCCCUCUCUAUGAAGUGGUACACUGUAAAAAAAAAACAAAAACAACAUAUUGAUACUCUGUAGGCUACUGCCACUUUGGGUGGAACGUAAAUGCUGAACAAGAUUUUUGUAAGUGCAACUGAUUCAAGAAGAUUAAAUAACACAGUCGUUUGUCUGUUAUAAUACUGAGGCCACUACCCAAGUAACUUAUCAGUCCAUGGCAGGGAUCCCUAACCUUUUUGUGAUUGGCUAUUUGGUAGCCCCAUGUGGUCUGCUGACCUGAAGGAGGCUAAAUUGGAGUAAACGUGUGUCUCUCAGCUUCCAAAACUUGUCUCCAAGCCAGAAAUGUAAAAAUGGCACCUACGUUGAAGCCACUGGGAGCAACAUCAACCAACGAACCCCUGGUUGGGGAUCACUGCUCUACAGCUUUGCAAGUCAUUUUGUCACACACAGAAGGCAUCCAAGAAGAAGCCAUCCAGAACAUUAGUAAUAAUUAUGAGAAGUUUGCCCUUCGAUCAUCUCAGGCUAAAGCUGCUGCCCCAUUUGCCCAUGAUCAUUCUGGUUUGAUUAUUUAAGUGCACUUCUAUGCUAAAUGUUCAGCUGGAGGAGUUUAGCUUUCCCUGUGUAACAGAUCCAUACACCCUAAAGCCAACUGCUAUGGAGACUGCAUCUACAUUUUUAAUAUCCAGUAUAUAUUUCCCUUAGAAAAAAUAUAUUGGACUUCUUUAGGCAUAUUCUUCCAACAGGCUAAGCCUUAAAUGUAGCAAGGUAAAAAUAGUAUUUUUCAAUUAGGCGGUUUAACAUCUGAAUCCCAGCGCAUCAAACGUUGAAAAGUUGUCAAUUUUAAUAUUCGUUGAAACUCCUCUUUCUAGCAUAAGUAAGGCAAUUCUGGAGAAGAUAUGAAUCCCUUGAGCAAUCCGUAUAAGAAGAGGUGUGGUUUUUUUUUGUUUUUCUUUCAAUUUUGGGAUUGUAUUCAGGAAAAUUCUGUGACGUUUCAAAUUUUUUUUUCAAAUUAACAUUUUUUUUUUUUUUUUAUCAAGUUUUGAUAUUUUGUCUUUUGCCCUCCCACAAUGACAUUUGUGUAGCUUUGAACUUAAGGUGGCCAUACAUGGGCUCAUUCUAGCUGCUGAUAUUGGUCCCUUAGACCGAUUCGGCAGCUUAUUGGCCCGUGUAUGGGGCACUAACCACCGGCCUGCCCGACCGACAUCUGGCCUGAAAUCAGGCAGAUCUUACUCGGACAGGUUUGAUUUUUCCGUCGGAUCGAGAACCUCAUGAGCUCAUUGAUAUGGUCCCCGAACAGACGGGCGCCCAUACCCACCAUUUUAAUUCAAUUUAUGGGCCCCAGGGCCAGACAACUGAAUUAUCCUGAUAUCGCCAACCCGUAGGUGGGGAUAUCGGGAGAAGAUCCGCUUGCUUGGCGACCUUGCCAAGUGAGUGAAUCUUAGUGUGUAUGGCCACCUUAAGUUAAUUCAAAUUUCGAGGAAAGAAAUAGGCACCUAAUGGCCUCUAUCUUGAGCGUUGAUCCAUGCAUUGCUGUUGUUUUGGCAUUAAAGGAUUUUAAUCUGACACACAGAAAAUGUAAAUAUGCUUUCUCUAAAAUGAAAUGCCUUAUGAAGUUCUUCAGCCUCUGCAGAUUUUAUGGACUAAUGUAGAUAAUGUGAACAGUAUUUAUGUCCUUCAUUAUUUAAAUGUGUGUGUAUGUAAUUUAACAUUUUCCCAUUAAAUACUGAAAUGGUGGCGUAACAAUGAGAAGAGCACUGUAAACUUAUUUGGUGUGUUGAACUGUAAUUUGCCUUGUCAUGUGUCCUGUAAUUUGCAACGUUGCUGUAGAUCGAGCAGGGUCGUUAAAGAAAUAGCCGGGGUUCCAUGAGAUGACAGAGUAGAACUUUCAACGAAUAUAUAAUAUUUCUGUACUUGCAAACUGUGUAAAUACUGGUUGUAUGUCUCUGUGUUUUUCUUUUUAUUAUGGUGAAGUGCUCGGUGCUUUGAUCAUAGGAUUAAAGUUUUAAAUAAG
Xenopus tropicalis (tropical clawed frog) is the source of this 5170-nucleotide messenger RNA. RefSeq names its product REST corepressor 3 (gene rcor3). Gene Ontology annotation, biological process: DNA-templated transcription; regulation of DNA-templated transcription. Lineage: Eukaryota; Metazoa; Chordata; Amphibia; Anura; Pipidae. Gene Ontology annotation, cellular component: nucleus. The coding region runs from base 242 to 1924 and encodes 560 amino acids. The record is from RefSeq and is a predicted model, not a curated record. The transcript has 13 exons.